CCACUACACCUCUGUCUAAAUUACAACCUUUCCACUGAAGCUCUACCGCCAAACACACUCGACAGUAUUACAGUGUGAGAAGAUAGAAACAAACUCAACCUCAAAUGGCGUGUCCCUCACUGUUACACUCCUCUACGUCGUCGUUUCGCGGUCAAUUUCCUGUUCUAUCAUCUCCAUCGUCUCUACGGACAGCUUAUGGAAACCCUAGAAAUGUGAAUGGGGUGGCAACGGUGAAGGCUGCUACGGGAGCGGGAGGCAUUGUGUUGGUGGAUAAAUCCGAAUCAGAGAAGACCCAUCGGCUUAAAACUACUUUUCUUGAAAAGAUUGUUCCUUUGCUCAAAGAGGAGUUCUCUUACACUAAUAUUCUUCAGGUUCCAAAGAUUGAGAAGAUUGUUGUGAACUGUGGCAUUGGAGAUGCUGCCCAGAAUUCUAAGGGUUUGGAAGCAGCAAUUAAUGACUUGGCACUCAUUACAGGGCAGAGACCUGUAAAGACUCGAGCUAGGAAUUCCGUUGCCACCUUCAAGAUCAGGGAAGGUCAACCACUUGGGAUUGCUGUCACACUUAGAGGAAAUAUAAUGUAUUCAUUCCUAGAUCGGCUGAUUAACUUAGGACUGCCUAGAACAAGGGAUUUCCAAGGUGUGAACCCUAAUAGCUUUGACGGACAUGGGAAUUACAGCAUUGGUGUUCGUGAACAGAGUGUCUUUCCGGAGAUCAGGUAUGAUGCUCUUGGUAAGCCAAAGGGAAUGGAUGUUUGCAUUACAACAACAGCCAAAACUGAUAAAGAAGCCCAGAAACUUUUGGCUCUAAUGGGAAUGCCAUUCAGAGAGGGUGGUGGUCCUGCAAACUUAAUCCGCAAGAAGAAACUGAAGGCUCAUCAUUUUGAUUCAAAAUCCAAGGGAAGAUCGCGAAGAUGAGGGCUUAUUCUUCCCUGGAGGAUGGGAUUUUUUUUCUUUUUUGUAAC
Pistacia vera is the source of this 961-nucleotide messenger RNA. Its product is annotated as 50S ribosomal protein L5, chloroplastic. Gene Ontology annotation, molecular function: structural constituent of ribosome; RNA binding. Gene Ontology annotation, cellular component: ribosome; cytosolic large ribosomal subunit. The transcript is spliced from 3 exons. Lineage: Eukaryota; Viridiplantae; Streptophyta; Magnoliopsida; Sapindales; Anacardiaceae. The record is from RefSeq and is a predicted model, not a curated record. Bases 105 to 914 code for a protein of 269 amino acids. Gene Ontology annotation, biological process: translation.